GCCGCAUUGAUACACUGGUGCGCCAUUUUACUCACAUAAAGCCGAAAAUUUACACAGUGGCCAGAAAGCAAGAAAUUGCACAGUGCAAAAAGGUGUUUGGUAAUUGAUGAAAAGUUUGCGCGAACCGUGAGGCGACCGUUUAAUGAUGUGCCCGCUCGCGCAGCGAUUAAAUGCCAGUUAAUUGCGGCAGCUAAGACGCGCUUUCCAUCACAAACUCGUGCUGCCCAAAACGACGUCGUUGUCGGUUGGAUUGCUGAGUAUCGUAUCGUAUCGGUACCGGACCCGCGUCCUUAUAAAUACGAAAACGCCGCUAGGUGCAUCGCGGCCAGAAAGAUAAUUUUUCAUGUCUAUAUAAACAAGCGCACAGCAAGAAUCGGUUUACAAACAAACUCGGAGAUGGAGGAGAUAUCCAGCCUAGACUCGUUCGGCGCCGAUUCCAAUGCGCGACCGGAUUCGGCGACUCCCAGACCUGAGGAUCAGGAGCAGGAUCAAGAACAUGAACGGGAACAACCUGGUGCAGCAACUGAAAUUUCAGAUACGCCCGCUUCCCCGCCAGCGGAGGAUGCCGUUGCGCAGAACAGCGAACCACCAAUACAGGAACCCGCUAAGGAUGCAGAGGACGAUUUUGAUCAGAUUUCUGAGGGCUCUCUAGACGCUGAUGACAACCAAUCGCGAGAAAAGGUGGUCAGUCCGUCGGUGGAUCGUACUGAAUCAGAGGAAGCCGGAGCGGAAGCGGAGAAACAGACUUCCAAUGAGCCUCAUCGCGCCGAGGAUGAGCAACAUCAAACUGAAGCAGUUAGUGUAGAUCCCCAGGAAGAUCAAGAGGAGGCGGAAGAGGAAACCGAUGCCCUGCAAGCUACAGCGGAGGAAGAGGAGGCGGCUGCCGCAGAAGCAGAUACAGUUGACGGUGGUCCAGCUUCACCAGAAGCCAUGGAUGUGGACGACGGGGAAGGCGAGCCGGAAGCUGAUCCUGAAGUUGAUCGUGAAGCUGAAGAACCAGAAGCAGCGGACGAUGUGGAUAUGCAUUCAGUGGGUGGAGACUCACAUCUCGGCGAUGAUGCAGAGCCGCCAGAGGGUCGUGACGAAGUAGACACCAGUCUAGAAGACCAGGACAAUGGACAAGAUCCAGAUGAGAUAGAAAAAGACACACCCGCCGAUGAUGAUGACAAUCUGGAAGGCGAUGCUGAAUCGGAGCAGGUGGAAGAAGCUGGUGAAGCCGAGCAUGGCGAUGACACUGUUGAAAAUGUGUUGGAGCCAGAGGAAUCAGACGUAUGUCUCAUCCCCGACGAUCAGGAGACCGAGGUUACAGAAGCUGAGAAGGAACUGGCUCGCGAAAAUGCCGAAAAGGCAGCUGAGGAGGAAGAAGCCGAGGAGAGACAAUCGAAGACUCCCGACAAUGUUGGCAAGUCCGUGACAGAUACCGCCGUCAAUCCAGAAAACGGAAGUGCAGCUGCUGUGGACCCCACCGACGAGUCCCCAUCUACCCCAAAAGAUGCUCAAGCUGGAGCUCAGGUUGUAGCAUCCGGCAACUCCGAAGAUGGAACCGAUGGCACGGCAAACGACGAGGAAGCCGGCGGCGAUGCUCCCGACGCCGACGAACCCACGGCAGAGGAAUCCUUCAGCGCCGAAGCAGACGAAUCGGGUUCCACACCGAAAAUCAUCAUUAGUUGGAUAGUUGGUAGCGUUCAGAAGUGCAAACAGUGCGAUAACGAAAAGAAUUGUGGAUUCAGAUACAAGAGACCCGAAGAAACAGAAGACAAAGAUAAAGAUGCGGACAAAGGCGACGAGAACGCCGAAGAUGAGGCGCAGCCAGAUCCUGCUCCCAGCGGUUUCGAAUACGUCUGCGAUACGGCGUGCGUCAAUGCCCUUACAGCCGAUCAACCUGGCAAAUACUUUGUGCGACGCAAGAAGUUUCUUGUGGAGGAGGUAGUCCGAGAAGAAGGCUCCGCAGAUACAGAUGUCGGUGAAGAAGACGGAGAUGCUGAAGAGGAUGCAACUCCUGCCAAAACGCAAGAUUGCUUGCAAUGCAAGGAGCAGAUAAGGUGCAAAUAUUUUAUCAAGCAGGACCAGGAUUGCUUUUACAUCUGCAACGACGAUUGUUUCAAUCUUCUGAACGCAGAGGAGCCAGAGAAAUUCAAAUUAAAGCGUCACUCUAUCCGAGUGCGAAAUAUUGGAGCUACAACGCUUCAGCCACCUCAAAACUCGCCGAGCAAGCGAACCGAGAGCAGCGUAGUGGCUAGGACGGUGGCCGAGGCGGAGACGGCGCGUCUGGAUAGGAUCGAGAGCUUCAGAAGGCGCUGUGCAGACUGCGAGGCAGAGAUCAAUGCCAAUGAAAAACAACUUAUGUGGGAGACCAUGGACUUUUGUAAUGAAGUGUGCCUAGGCAGCUAUCAGCGAGCAAUCGGCUCCAGCUGCGAAACUUGUAAACAGGAGGUAAGUUCCACAGCACUUGGCAAGUACUGCGUGCGAUUCGGAUUUGAUGUACGCCAGUUUUGCUGCGCUGGCUGUCUCAAUACCUUCAAAAAGGGUUUGAAGACGUGCUCCUGCUGCCAAAAGGACAUCAGUGGCGGCCAGGAGGGCUUCUUAGCCCCUGUAGGCGACAAGGAUCAGUUCAAGGACUUCUGUUCACAAGCCUGUCUCCGUCGCUAUGACAGUAUGUGCAAUCCCCGCCGCAAACUGCGCACAGAUGUGUGCGGUGUGUGCAACAACGAGAAGCCAGUACGGGUGGAGAUGUUACUGGAGGACAGAGAGCACUACUUCUGCUCAAAUCCCUGCUUCUCGGCCUUUAAGUUUGUGAGCAACGUGAACGCCGAUCCGUGUGCCAUGUGCUCUAAAUACUUUGAGCGGCGGAGCGCCGAGGCCUACACCAUCUACAACGAACAACAGUCACCGAAGGUCUUCUGCUCGCGAGUGUGCAUCAACGUGUACAUCAUAGUCAACAGGCACAUCGUGUCCUGUCAGUGGUGCAAGGUCAAGAAGUACAACUUUGACAUGAUUUACCAGGUAGGCGGGGAGCAGGAACACGAGACGCUCACCUGCUCCAUCAACUGCCUGACCAUGCAUGGCGUUAGCUGCAACAUAUCUGCGCGUGCGGUGACCAAGUGCGAUAAUUGUGCCAACUUUAAUACACCGCAGUAUCAUCUGACCAUGUCAGACGCUUCUAUGCGCAACUUCUGCACUUACCAGUGUGUGAUGCAGUUCCAGAAUCAGUUCGCCCGCGCUCCCCUUACUCUGGACAGCGACCUGUCUCCCAGCAGUAGUGGUAACAGCAGCAAGUCCCAGCAAGGCGCUUCUCGAGGAAACAAGAAUUCAGCACCCUUCCCCACGGGUCUGCCCAAACGCGUUAAGCUGAAGCUUUCCCAACAGCAGUCUGGAAAGAAUGCAGGAUCUGGGGUCAAGAAAUCUGGUUCCGGGACCAUGCUACCGGUUAUAUCCACCGUUCAGUCUCUUGCUAGCGGUGAAACCGAGGCACGGAUUGGCAACGUGACGGUGCGACGCAAGCGUGGUCGUCCCAGGGAAUCGGGAUCUUCACCACCGCCGCUCUCCAUGUCGUCGGUUCACUCCCCAGCACCUCGAGGAAGGCCACGCAAGCAUGUGGACUACUCAGUACGUUCACCGUCGCCCACCCAGGCAACCAGCUCUCACUUGGGAAUCCCUGUUAGGCGAAAUACUACCACGACUAUGGACUUCGGCCCAGCAACUGUGUCGGAGACCAAGAUCAUCACAGUGCCACCAUAUCCGAAAUCCGUGCGAAACGUGAACAUAAGCUGUAAGCCUUUAACCGUAUCCACGGGCGAGCAGUGCACUCCGGAUGUACGGGAUUGCGCCACCCAGACGGAAAAGGACUACUCAAACAAGGUUCUCAUACCGGUUCCGGUACCUAUCUUUUUGCCGCAACCCAUGUACAUGUACUCGCUUCCGUUUCCUGUACCCGUGCCCAUUCCGUUGCCAAUUCCGGUGCCAAUUUUCAUACCGACCACGCGCAACACUUCACAAGGCAUUCUCAAAGAGAUCAAAAAGAUACAGGACAAGAUGCCGGAAGAUCCGCUUGAGGCCGAGCUGCUUAUGAUGGCCGAGAUGGUGGCCGAGGAGAAGCACGAAUCGGACUCCGACUCGGACAACGAGAUUAAACCAGACCCAGGACUGGUCAAUCUGCAGUAUCAAAACAGCCUUGAGUCGGUCGCCCAGCAGCAGCAGCAACAGCAAGUGGUUGAUGUCAGUGGUGCCGGACACAAUCCCUACGGCGACGACAUGCUCCAGAUUGCCCUCAAGAUGGCCACUGGCGAUUACGACAAUCACCACCAGACCUCAACGGUGGACCUGGAAACAUCGAUGACGGCGAAUACGAUUAGCAGCCAAUCACCGAUGGGACAUGAUGGCAUGGGUCAGAUGGGAGUACAUCACCUGGACCAACAGCAUCACAUGCUCGAUGCCACGCAGCGAACCGCGCGUGGACGGAAACGAGGCGUUGGGGCCGUAAUGGAUUCACCCAACCGCAAUAGCCGCUCUCCAGUGAAGAGGCAACGUGGCAGCGAGUUGGACCACUCGGCACUCCAGCAGCAAUCGCAACAGGCACAGCAGCCGCAGGAGAAGCCCGACGCCCAGAUGUUCCUGAAAUACACCUUUGGAGUGAACGCUUGGAAGCAGUGGGUAAUGACGAAGAAUGCAGACAUUGAGAAGAGUUCGAUGCGUCGACGGCCCUUCAAAACGGAACUGCUUCAAAUGACCGCCGACGAGUUAAACUAUUCCCUUUGCCUUUUCGUCAAGGAGGUCCGUAAGCCCAACGGCACGGAGUAUGCUCCGGACACUAUCUACUACUUAGUCUUAGGCAUCCAGCAAUAUCUGUAUGUGAAUGGACGUAUAGACAACAUAUUCUAUGAUCCAUACUAUGAGAGGUUUACGGAGUGCCUGGACGAGGUGGCGCGAAAGUUUUCCGUUCUUUACAAUGAUUCGCAAUACAUUGUCACUCGAGUGGAGGAGGAGCACUUGUGGGAGUGCAAGCAACUGGGAGCCCAUUCCCCACAUGUUCUGCUCAGCACGCUUAUGUUCUUCAACACAAAGCACUUUAAUCUGACGACCGUGGAGGAACACAUGCAAUUAUCCUUCUCGCACAUAAUGAAGCACUGGAAGCGCUCAUCACAGAAUUCCAAAGUUCCUGGCUCACGAAACGUGCUCUUAAGAUUCUAUCCACCGCAGGCGGGUUUGGAUGCCAAUCCCCGGAAGAAGAAGGUCUACGAGCAGCAAGAGAAUGAAGAGAACCCGCUGCGCUGUCCCGUCCGCCUCUACGAAUUUUAUCUCUCUAAAUGUCCCGAGAGUGUGAAGACGCGCAACGAUGUCUUUUAUCUGCAACCCGAGCGCUCCUGUGUGCCCGACUCCCCGGUUUGGUAUUCGACGCAAGCUCUGGGACAGGAUGCACUGCAGAGGAUGCUCCACCGCGUCAAGAUGGUCAAGGAAAUCAAUAUUGCGCUACUGACGACUUAAUGUUUAGUUAGGCAGUUAUAUCAUUGUGUACGUGCAAGGCUUGUCCUGCAAUGACACCCGGAGGACAAUUCUUCGGCUUCGGCUUGGUGCUUAGCACGAGUUUCUUUGCGGGCAAAACCAAAUAGGGAUAACCUAGGAGCGAGAGUUGUGCUAUAUUAUAAAUUGUUUUAAACUUAUUUUUACACCUAUUUUGAUUGUCCAUAAUUGCGAUAGCGUUGAAGAGAGGAGGAGACCUUGUAUAAAUUGUGAACGAUAAACAAGCCCAUUUCACUUUCGAUUGAAUUAUAAUAAACUAGAAAACAACAA
Drosophila eugracilis is the source of this 5787-nucleotide messenger RNA. It is a transcript of the gene woc, whose product is annotated as zinc finger MYM-type protein 4. Lineage: Eukaryota; Metazoa; Arthropoda; Insecta; Diptera; Drosophilidae. The record is from RefSeq and is a predicted model, not a curated record. Gene Ontology annotation, molecular function: zinc ion binding. Bases 397 to 5481 code for a protein of 1694 amino acids. The transcript has 12 exons.